This is a messenger RNA of Neohortaea acidophila, 2484 nucleotides long. RefSeq lists its product as uncharacterized. Gene Ontology annotation, biological process: regulation of transcription by RNA polymerase II. Bases 1 to 2484 code for a protein of 827 amino acids. NCBI's taxonomy places the organism in Eukaryota, Fungi, Ascomycota, Dothideomycetes, Mycosphaerellales, Teratosphaeriaceae. The record is from RefSeq and is a predicted model, not a curated record. The transcript is spliced from 2 exons. Gene Ontology annotation, molecular function: DNA-binding transcription factor activity, RNA polymerase II-specific; RNA polymerase II cis-regulatory region sequence-specific DNA binding.
AUGUCGAUGCCCGCCCGAGCUAUCCAGCGACCCGAUUCACGGGCGUCGACGACGAGCGCGACUUCCCAGCCCGAUGGUGCUGCCCUUCCGCGCCUUGACGGCAAGCCCUCGGCCGCAAGCUUCAUGAACAACACCGCUCCCGAAGCCGCUCUUUUGCAGUACCAAGCUGGCAUCGCCUCCCAUGCUGCUCCCAUGUACGACAUGUCACAGCAGCGUCACCUGCAUCACCUCGCGCAUCAUCACUCCCACGCCCCCCAGUUUCCGCUGCAAGGCGGGUACGGCGGGCCUGAGGCGCAGUAUGUUCAGCCGGAGGUCGCCUACAGCAAUCAUGUCCGGAUGGGCUCGGUACCUGUGCAUUCUGGCGCGGAAAUGCAAGACGACCGGAGGAGAAAGGGUUCCGCCGUGACCGCCACCAAUGACAAGGAGUUGAGAGAGAUGCUCGCCAAAAAUGAAGGCCGCCCUCUUCGCGAUGUCGCCCAGGAAGUCAUCCAAAAGGAGCGAACGCCAAUGGCCGAGAAGACCAAGCAGCUGUUUGCCAUGCUCUGGCUUCGCCACGUUUGCAAGCCCGCAAAGACCUCCGUUCCUCGCAACAGGGUCUACUCGCAGUAUGCCAAUCGCUGUGGGACGGAGCGUGUCAUUCCCUUGAACCCAGCAUCUUUUGGCAAGCUCGUCCGCGUUAUCUUCCCCGGCAUCCAAACGAGGCGGCUGGGUGUCCGCGGGGAGAGCAAGUAUCAUUACGUCGACCUCGCUCUUGAGGAGGAGCCAUCUAAUCCAGCCAUGGUGGCUGCAUGGCCCAGCAACGGUAUCCAUCAACUCGAUGAGCGGCAGCGCUCGCAGUCGGUCAGCACGCAGCAGAUCGACUUCAACAACAUCCCGCGUCUGCAAGCUGAUACCGCCGCCUUUCCCAUGACGGAUGGCAACUUCGAUCUCUCCGCAAUAGACUCCGCUGCUGCAAGAGGACCGGCGUCGCGAGGCCGUGCAUUUGCAUACCCAGAUGCUCGCGGAAUGCAGCCUGGCACCGCCGAGUCCUUGACAUACUCGCACACGCUCCGCUUUCCCGCCAACUCGAUGCCGCAUUUCGCAGAAGAUGAGCCGGUCAAUCUACCGGCAAUUCAGCCUUUCCUACCGCACCGCACCGACAACGAUACGGCCGAAGCUCUUGUUGCGCUUUACCGUACCCACUGCACCUCCCUUAUCGACAGCAUCCGCUUCUGCAAAGAAAAGCAGUUCUUCCGGCUGUACACUUCCUUCCACGGCACGCUUACCGUCCCUGUCCAGAAAUUGUUCACGCAUCCGAACCUGGCGCCGUGGAUUGAAGAGUGCGAUUUGGUCAUGUACCGCACCAUGGUGCGCUUUGUAUCCCGCCUCACUUUACAGGCUGCGCCUGUGGUCGUCAUCAACAUUCUUUCGAACAUCUCCGCCCACUUGCACGGCCACAUUGCAAAGACCUUCUCCACACAGCCCUCGCAUGUGCUGGAGGCGAAGCUUCGGCCCGCGACGGUGUUUGCCGGUCUGCUGUACCGUCUCAUCAGAGUGAAUCAGUCUGCGCAUGCGGCAGCCAACCUUCUCACCAUCGACCAGAACCGCGAGCAGAUGUGGCGUGAGUGGGUCACCAUGGUCAAUCCGAAACGCAUCAUGGAAGGCGAACUGCCGGAAUGCGGGUAUGAGGAAGUCUACAAGAUCCUGACGACGGAAAUGCGAGGAUUGCUGGAGCCACUGCAAUCACCCGCCUUCCCCGACGACCCGUAUGGCUUCACCGCGUACAACUUUGAGGAAAAUGGCAGCUUUGCGCAGUUCCUGCAGACCCAGAACGCGCAGACCGGCUCGCAAGCUGGUCCAUCGGCAAUUUCGGCAGACAAUGUGCUCGACCGAUGGUCUACGUUUAUCUCAUCCCUGCCCGCUCGCUUCCCCAACGCGCCAGCCCGGACAUUACUGCACUGUAUAUCUUCUGUCGGCACUGCGGCGCUGCGGGACAUCACCAUCUGGAACGGGCUGAGCUACGGGCACUGGUGGGUGCUCAAGAUUUUUGUGGACGAGAUGUCGCUCUGGAUGGCGGAAAUGGGUGGCUUUCUCGAGCCCGCGGCGGCAGACAUGAGCACUGGGUCCGCAGAUGCUGGUCAGCAGCAGUACUCUCAGAGUCCGGUGCUGCGAGGGACGAACGACGCCAGCCACAAUGGAAGCCGCAUGAGCAGCGCAGGCUCCAACGGCGGUGAUGCGGAUAAUGGAUACGCUGCGCCGUCUCAGCGCUUUCAGCAGCAGCAGCAACACCAAACGCAUGCUCAUCACGCUUUUGAAGGGCAGCACUCAUUGACCGAGGCAGGGGAGAACAUGCAACAUCCAAUGCAGCACAACGACACCGACAUUGAUGACUCGGGAAUCGGGAUGUCGUUCGUGGACGAUGACCUCGCCAUGUCGAAGUUCGGCAUGGCAGGAUCGCAUGUCGGCGGGCAUCUGGGGGCGGGGAUCAGCGUUGAUGCGCUAUAA